AUGUCUAACGUUCAAUAUGUCAAUUCUAAGGCUGAAGUCUUAAAGAAGUUCUAGGCUCUUGCCAUGAAUAUCCAUGCCGCUGUCGGCUUACAAGAAGUCAUGAGAUCUAACCUUGGUCCUAAGGGUACUCUCAAGAUGCUUGUUGGUGGUGCUGGUUAAAUCAAGCUUACCAAGGACGGUUCAGUCUUAUUACAUGAAAUGUAAAUUCAACACCCCACUGCUGCCAUGAUUGCUCGUUCUGCCACUGCUCAAGAUGAUAUUGUCGGUGAUGGUACCACCUCUAACGUCCUCUUCAUUGGUGAAAUGAUGAAAUAAGCUCAAAGAUUAAUUCAAGAUGGUAUCCACCCCAGAACUAUUACUGAUGGUUACGAAGCUGCCAAGCACGAAUCUCUUAAGUUCUUAGACGAAUUCAAGUAAAACCUCACUGAAUCAUAAAUCGACAAGGCUUUCCUUCUUUCUGUCGCUAGAACUUCUUUGAACACUAAGCUCCACCCUGAUAUUGCUAACUAAUUGGUUGAAAUAGUCGUUGACUCCGUUCUUUGCAUCAAGCAAUAAGAUAAACCUAUUGAUUUACAUAUGGUUGAAAUUAUGCACAUGGUUCACAAGCUCUCUACUGAUACUAGAUUAGUUAAGGGUUUAGUUUUAGAUCAUGGUGCUCGUCAUGCUGAUAUGCCCAAGAAACUUAAGAACUGUUACAUUCUUAAUUGCAACGUUUCUUUAGAAUACGAAAAGACUGAAGUCCACUCUGGUUUCUUCUAUUCCAACGCUGCUGACAGAGAAAAGUUGAUGCUUUCUGAACGUAAAUUCACUGAUGAAAGAUGCCAAAAGAUUAUUGACCUCAAGAGAAAGGUUUGCGAAGACCCCUCUAAGUCCUUUGUUGUUCUCAACUAAAAGGGUAUUGACCCCAUUUGCCUUGAUAUGUUUGCUAAGGAAAAUAUCAUCGCUUUGAGAAGAACAAAGAGAAGAAACAUGGAAAGAAUCAUUCUUGCUUGUGGUGGUAACGGUGUUAACUCCGUUGAAGAUUUAUCUGAAGCUGAUCUUGGUUGGGCUGAUGAAGUUUAUGAACACACUUUGGGUGAAGAAAAGUACACUUUCAUUGAAGGUGUCAAGAAUCCCAAGUCAUGCACCAUUCUUAUCAAGGGACCUAACGAGCACACUAUUGCUCAAAUUAAGGAAGCUAUCAGAGAUGGUUUAAGAGCUGUUAAAAACGUUUUUGAUGACAAGUGCGUUAUCCCUGGUGCUGGUGCUUUUGAAAUUGGUGCUUACUGCCAUUUACAAAAGUUCAAGGAUUCCGUUAAGGGUAAGGCUAAAUUAGGUGUUGAAGCCUUUGCUGAAUCUUUACUCAUCAUCCCCAAGAUUUUAGCUGAAAACUGCGGUUAUGAUGUUUAAGAUACAAUCCUUGAAGUUAUCGAUGAAUAUAAAGCCAAGUAAGUUCCUGUUGGUAUCAACUGCAACGAAAAGGGUACUAUUUCUCCUGUUGCUUCUGCUAUUUAUGAUAACUAUAUUGCCAAGAAGCAAUUCUUACAUAUGGCUCCUACUCUUGCCCAAUAACUCCUUCUUGUUGACGAAAUCAUGAGAGCUGGUAAAUAGAUGGGUGGUGGUAAUUGA
This is a messenger RNA of Tetrahymena thermophila SB210, 1608 nucleotides long. RefSeq names its product TCP-1 (CTT or eukaryotic type II) chaperonin family, zeta subunit. Gene Ontology annotation, cellular component: chaperonin-containing T-complex. The transcript has 6 exons. The record is from RefSeq and is a predicted model, not a curated record. Gene Ontology annotation, biological process: protein folding. Lineage: Eukaryota; Ciliophora; Oligohymenophorea; Hymenostomatida; Tetrahymenidae. Gene Ontology annotation, molecular function: ATP binding; ATP-dependent protein folding chaperone; ATP hydrolysis activity.